Messenger RNA from Anopheles coustani, 2449 nucleotides. It is a transcript of the gene Xpd, whose product is annotated as general transcription and DNA repair factor IIH helicase subunit XPD. Lineage: Eukaryota; Metazoa; Arthropoda; Insecta; Diptera; Culicidae. The coding region runs from base 74 to 2353 and encodes 759 amino acids. Gene Ontology annotation, cellular component: nucleus. Gene Ontology annotation, molecular function: hydrolase activity, acting on acid anhydrides, in phosphorus-containing anhydrides; ATP binding; damaged DNA binding. The record is from RefSeq and is a predicted model, not a curated record. Gene Ontology annotation, biological process: transcription by RNA polymerase II; nucleotide-excision repair; positive regulation of mitotic recombination. The transcript is spliced from 6 exons.
AGAAAACAUAAACAGUUUGUGCCGACUGCUUUGCACAUUUCUUCUUGCAAAACGGAUGAAAUAGAGCCUGAAAAUGAGGAUAAGUGUCGAUGGUUUGUUGGUGUAUUUUCCGUACGAGUACAUCUACCCAGAGCAGUACGCGUACAUGCUCGAACUGAAGCGCACCUUCGAUGCGAAGGGGCACUGCCUGCUGGAAAUGCCCUCGGGAACUGGUAAAACCACGACUCUGCUCUCCCUCAUCGUUGCCUACAUCAUGGAGAAUCCGCACAUCGUCCGCAAGCUAAUCUACUGCUCACGUACCGUACCGGAGAUCGAGAAAGUAAUCGCCGAGUUAAAGCACCUGAUGAACUACUACGAAAAGCAAACCGGCGUCAUGCCGAACAUCACCGGUUUGGUGUUGAGCUCGCGUAAAAACAUGUGCGUCCAUCCGGAGGUGAGCAGGGAGCGGGAGGGAAAAAUUGUGGAUGCCCGGUGCUAUGGAAUGACGGCAAGCUACGUGCGGGACAGGGCAGCGCACGAUGAGACGGCCCCGGUAUGCCAGUACUACGAAGGUUUCCAGGCGGAGGGCAAAGAAAGUCUCCUACCGCCCGGUGUAUACUCGAUCGAUGAUUUGAAAGAGUUUGGCCGGGAGCGCAACUGGUGUCCGUACUUUUUGUCCCGUUUUGCCAUCAAUCAGGCGCACGUGGUUGUUUACAGCUACUACUACCUGCUGGAUCCAAAGGUGGCGGAAGUGGUGUCCAAAGAGCUGGCCCGUGAAUCGGUAGUCGUUUGCGACGAGGCACAUAAUAUCGACAACGUAUGCGUCGAUUCAAUGAGCGUCAAAAUCAAUCGACGAUUGAUUGAACGCAGUACGACCGGCAUUCACAACCUCGAGAAGCAGGUGGCAGAACUAAAAGAAGACGACAAGCGUCGAUUGAACGAUGAAUACGUGCGCCUAGUGCAAGGCUUGAAGGAUGCUUCGUACUCGCGUGAAACAGACAUGGUGCUCGCGAACCCAGUCUUGCCGAACGAAAUCCUCAAAGAAGUCGUCCCAGGGAACAUCCGUAAUGCGGACCAUUUCCUAAGCUUCCUUAAACGUUUCAUUGAGUACAUCAAAUCCAGGCUUCGGGUUCAACACGUCGUACAGGAAAGUCCAGCCGGUUUCUUGCGUGAUGUUCAGCAGAAAGUGUGCAUCGAAAGGAAACCGCUCCGCUUCUGUGCCGAUCGGUUGCAGUCACUGCUGCGUACACUCGAAAUCACCGACCUCAGCGAGUAUGGUCCACUUUCCGUGAUAACGUCCUUCGCCACGCUCGUUUCAACCUACACGAAGGGUUUCACAAUCAUUAUUGAACCGUUCGACGACAAAACACCAACCGUUUCGAAUCCGAUCAUGCACUUUAGCUGCCUCGAUUCGUCGAUCGCAAUGAAACCGAUCUUUCAACGGUUUCAAAGUGUAGUGAUCACUUCCGGUACACUUUCGCCCAUGGAUAUGUAUCCGAAGAUACUCGACUUUGAGCCCGUGGUGAUGAGUUCGUUCACAAUGACGCUUGCCAGACCCUGCUUGCUGCCGAUGAUUGUUGCUCGUGGUAACGAUCAAGUUGCCAUCUCGUCACGUUUUGAAACUCGAGAAGAUACGGCGGUGACGCGCAACUACGGUCAAUUGCUGGUGGAGACGGCCAAAACCGUACCGGAUGGUGUGGUGUGCUUUUUCACGUCCUACCUGUACCUCGAAUCGGUCGUUGCGUCCUGGUACGAUCAGGGAAUUAUCGAUACACUCCUACGCUACAAGCUGCUUUUCAUCGAAACGCAGGACAAUGCGGAAACAUCGUACGCGCUGAUGAACUACGUCAAGGCAUGUGAGUGUGGACGCGGCGCUGUUUUGCUGGCCGUUGCCCGUGGUAAAGUUUCCGAGGGUGUCGAUUUCGAUCAUCAUCUCGGACGUGCGGUGCUUAUGUUCGGCAUCCCGUACGUCUACACGCAGUCGCGCAUUUUGAAGGCUCGGUUGGACUACUUGCGCGAUCAGUUCCAGAUACGCGAGAACGAUUUCCUUACCUUUGACGCACUGCGACAUGCGGCACAGUGCGUUGGCCGUGCUAUUCGUGGUAAAACCGAUUAUGGUAUUAUGAUAUUCGCCGAUAAACGCUUUUCGCGCCAGGAUAAGCGUGGCAAACUGCCCAAAUGGAUUCAGGAGCAUCUGACCGAUAACCUGAGCAAUCUCAGCACGGAGGAAUCGAUGCAGCUUGCUAAACGCUGGUUAAGGCAAAUGGCACAACCAUUCACGCGGGAAGAUCAACUCGGUGUGUCCUUACUCACUCUGGAGCAGUUGCAGGGCAUGGAACGGGAAAAGCUGGAAAAACAGGCCCAAGGCAAAUAAAUCGUAGUUUUUCUGGUUUCAAUUUCUUUUCGUUCGCCAUUUUAAAAAUGUAAAUAAUUACAGAAAUGAAGUACAUCAUCUGUUUCCGUCAACGAA